Ichthyophthirius multifiliis is the source of this 2793-nucleotide messenger RNA. RefSeq names its product neutral sphingomyelinase activation associated factor, putative. The record is from RefSeq and is a predicted model, not a curated record. The transcript has 11 exons. Lineage: Eukaryota; Ciliophora; Oligohymenophorea; Hymenostomatida. Gene Ontology annotation, molecular function: protein binding.
AUGUAUGGACUUAGAGCAAGCAAAAGAAGGUUUAAUUUAUUUUAUUUAGAAGAGAGUGAAUUAUAUACAGAAGACUUUAGUGGUUAUUGUAUUUACAAAAAUAUUCAUUCAAAAGAAGACCACAAAGAAAAAGGAAAAUUCCAUAUAUGCACAAAAAGUAUUAUUUUUGAAUCUGAUUCUCAUGAUAUUUCCUUAAUGAAAUUUAAUUAUAAAAAUAUGAUUAAAAUUCCAUAAUUAUCUGAUUCCUUUAAUGAAAAAAGAAAAUCAAUCAUUGAAUAAAAUCCUUAAACUUCAAAUAAAGAAGGUGUUUUUAUUUAGUUAAGCUUGAAUAAACUUAUUGAAAUAUAAACAAAUGGCCCACCUUCACCUUAUAUAAUUUAUGAUUUUGAAAAAGAACCAUUUUAUUUUAUUUAAAUAAUUCCUAUUUAUUAAGAUGUUUAUAAUAUUUAUGAAUGGAUAAGCAAAUUAUAUUAUGUUGUUAAACAAUCUUAAAAUAUUUUAUAUAAAAAGUUGAUUAUGGAUAGAAAUAACAAAAGUAAAUUUAAUAUGAGCCAUACUGAAAGUGUAAGUGAAAAACCUUUACUAAAUAGUUAGAUGUUUGUCAGAUAAAUACUACCUCUUUAAUCAGUAUACGGAAUUUUAUAUAUAACUGAUAAUAAUAUAUAUUUUUAACCAAUGCAUUCUAUUUCAACAAAACCUGUAAAAAUAAUUCCUAUAGAUGAAAUUUCAAGGCUUUAUAAAAGACGUUUUGAAUUAAGACAUAUAGCAUUAGAACUUAUGCUAAAUAAUAAAAAUAAAUCCUAUUAUUUUGCAUGUGAAGAUUAAUAAAAAAGAAAUUAAGUAUACAAUGCAUUAUUAGGAAAAGUACCAAUAUCAUGCAUAUCGGAACUUUCAUUAGAUAAAGUGACAUUAAUGUGGUAAAAUAAAAAAAUUUCUAAUUACGAAUAUUUAAUGAAUUUAAAUCAUGCAGGUAAUCGUUCAUUUGCUGAUCUUUCUUAAUAUCCAGUUUUCCCAUGGAUUUUGAAAAAUUAUGAUUCAGAAGAAAUCGAUUUAAAUGAUCCUCAUAAUUACAGAGAUUUAAGAAAAACUGUCGGAGAAUUUAAUCUCUAGAGAUUUAAAGAUUUUAAAGAUAGAUAUAAUGAAAUGCCUCCUCCUAAAUUUUUAUAUGGAACACAUUAUUCAACUCCUGGAUAUGUAAUAGGAUAUUUAGUCAGAAAUAAACCUGAAUACAUGCUAAAGCUUUAAAGCGGAAAAUUUGAUAAACCAGAUAGAUUGUUUAAAAGUAUAAAAGGAGAUUGGAGAAAUGUAAUGUAAAAUCCAACUAGUUUAAAAGAAUUAAUUCCAUAAUUUUUUGGAGAAGACGAUUCUUUUUUGAUUAACUAUAAAGAAUUAAAUUUCGGUAUUAGAUAAAAUGGUAAAAAAGUAGAUCAUGUAAAGCUACCAAAAUGGGCGAAAAAUGAUGCUAAAUUGUUUUUGAAAAUAUAAAAAGAAGCAUUAGAACAUGAUAUAGUUUCAGCUUAAUUACAUCAUUGGAUAGAUUUAAUUUUUGGUUAUAAAUAAAGAGGUCCACACGCUAUAGAAGCAAAUAAUGUAUUUCAUCCACUUACUUAUGAAGGAUAUGUAGAUCUUGAUUAAAUUUCAGAUCCUAUAGAAAGAUAAGCAUAAAGAUGUUAAAUUAAUGAAUUUGGACAAUGCCCAAAAUAGCUAUUUAAAAUUGCACAUCCUCCUAGAAAUAGCAACUAAUUGUAAGAAGAUAUAUUAAAAUAUGAUAUGAGUAUUAAAAGUGAUAAUUUUUAUGAAUAAUAAAAUUUAACAUAUUCUGAAAUAAUCAAUAAUAGCAAAUAUUUAUGGGAUAUUUCAGACAGAAAUUUAAUUGUGUAGAAUAUUUAAAAAGUUCACAAAAAACAUGUAACAUAAAUAAUAAAAUUAGUAAAUAAACCUAAUUAAAUAAUCAGUAUUGGCGAAGAUGGUUUUUUGAAAGUCUGUGAUUUAUAAAGUAAAUAAGUUAUUAAAAGUUUCAAAAUUUGUGAUCUUAAUCUUUCUAGUUUUGUAGUUUUAAAAGAAGAUGAAAUAUUCGCUAUAGGUUGCUGGGAUAAUAAAUUAUAUAUAUUUAAUUUAAAUUAUGGAUCCAAAAUCAAAAUUAUUAAAGCGCAUAAUGAAAGUAUAAGUAGUAUAGGCUAUUUAAAAUCUAAAUGUGUUCUUUUAACUGCUUCAUGGGAUUGUACAGUAAAAUCAUUCGAUUGUGAAGAUGGGAUUAUUAAUGAAACUUCUGAGGAUUUAUUUUGGGAUCAUGACUCGUAAAUAACAAAUUUAGCAAUAAACUAAUAAGAAAUCUAUGUUGCUGUCGGCGACGUAGAUGGAAAUGUUAUUAUAUUAGAUUUUAAAAAUAAAAAUAAGAUUGCUUCAUAUAAUAUAAAUGAUUAAUAAAUAAUUAAAAUAAUAUUUUCUAGAGGUCAUAUAUUUGUUGCAGGUGAUAGAACUGUAAAACAUUAUGAAUUAAAUAAAAUCAGUCAUUUUUAACUCGAAAAGUAAAAUGGCUAAAUAACUGAUAUAGAAAUUGAUGAAAAGCAUUUAAUUUUAAUUACUAAUAGAGGACACUUAGGUAUAUAUGAUUUAUUAUCAGAAAAAAAAAUAGGAUUUUAUUUUAACAAUUACAGUAUUGAAAAUGAGGAAGAAUUCCCUUCAGAUGACUAAUAAUUUAGCACUUUAACAACUUAAAAAGAUGAAAAUUAAAAUGUCACAGCUUAUAUAGGGUCUUUAAAUGGAUCCAUUAAUAUUAUUAGCAAAAUUUGA